This is a messenger RNA of Brachypodium distachyon (stiff brome), 2581 nucleotides long. RefSeq lists its product as uncharacterized. The coding region runs from base 126 to 1157 and encodes 343 amino acids. The record is from RefSeq and is a predicted model, not a curated record. Lineage: Eukaryota; Viridiplantae; Streptophyta; Magnoliopsida; Poales; Poaceae. The transcript has 10 exons.
CCGCUCACAAAAAGAAGGGUUCAGCCCCUUAUUUAUAACCCUAGCGCCUACCCUUCCCCAUCCAUCUUCCUGCUCGCCACCACCGCCGCCCUCAAAAUUGGCCUAAGUGCCGCCGGAAGGAGAGGAUGAAUCGCGUGCGGUCAGAAGAUCUUGCAGUCGAUAGAGCGAUCGAUCGGUACGGAAUUCAUGAGGUGGGAGGGCCUCUGCUAGUCGGUGGGGUUGAUUUGCUCAACACACGAACUGGCCUCUUCUGUGAUAACGGGUUGCGCCACAUCCUCACCGAUGAGCAGCGCUUUCGAGCUUAUUUGGAAUUCCGCGAGCAGGCGUUCCAAAUCGCCGUGACUGAACUGAUGUCUGGAGCGGAAUCAACUGUUGAUAUGUUUCUAUCAAUUGCCGCGGAUAGACAGCAAUUCGGUAGCCAUCUUGUUGAGUACAUGUUGCCCUGCACGAGGCAUGAUGGGAUUUCCUCCAUCUUCGUGCAAUCCGCCAUUGACCGUGAUGGACCUAAUGGAUCUGAGGCUGAAAAGUUGUUUUGCCGAGUAUUGUAUGCUCUUCAGAGAUAUUUUGCACUCCGAAGACUUCUUGUGAAGCUUGACUUUAUUCAGUUGAGUAGUGAUCCUGAAGAUGUUAUAAAAAGGCUUAAAUCUUCAAUUAGAUGCCCAGAGCUGCGAGAAGACGAGCUAAGCUUUUCUUUAAAGAGUCAUAUGAACUUUCUGAAGAAAUAUGUGGAGAAGAAAAUGGACCCUGCAUACAGCAUAUCUGAGUAUGAAAAUUUAGCUUUGAAGAAGAUCAAUUCAGAGCUGAGUUCAGAAUUACAGAAGCAUUUGGAUCUCCAUGAUUGGAGGCUUAUGCAGCAAUACUAUGACCGUAUGAAAUUAAGGAGGCUCGCAAGAGAGUGUGCUAUUCAAGCACAAAUGACUGGAACUAUUAUUAUUGGAGAGGCUCUGCCUAUAAGAAAGCAUGGCAAGGAAAAUAUUCUAUCUGCAAAUCUGGAAGAGAAGUUACCUUUAUUUAAAGAAGCAGUGAAACAGUCACUUAAUGGUUACAUCAGUAGAAUACAACAGAAGUUCAGGAGUGGAGCCGGUAGGCCGUUGCCAUUGCUAUUUCUCGGUACAUUUACAACGAUUGCAACAUGGGGCAUCAAAACGGAGCGUUAGAGCUGGCUCCUGCCUGUUUAACGAACGGGCGGACCCACCCAGCCCAUGGACCUUCACGGAUGGCUGCAGCACCCUCGGUGGUCGGCAGCACCGCUGGUGGGAGAUGGCACCCCUUUGCGGCACGGCUGUGUGCUGCCGUCAUUUGCUUGCAACAUCGCCAUUGUGAGGCAAUGCCUUGCAGCAACGGCGCCUGUAGGUCGUAGCACCAAGCAUCCUCCUUGGCAGCACCACCGCACACCAAUCACAGAAUCACCUCACGGCACCGCCGUAUCCCCUUCGCAGCACCGCCGCCUCCAGCUUGAAGCAUCGACAACCUCUGUUUGCAGCAGCACCGCACAACGGUCGCACCCUCGCCUCGCGGCACCGACGCAUCCUCCUCGCCGCACCACCUGCCUGGCCUCGCUGCAGUACCAUCUCUCGAUUGCAGCACUGACGACCUCGGUUUGAAGCAGCACUUGCAGCAGCGCCGGCUAGCAAGCGACACCAAUCAUGUGAUCUGCUAGGGAAGCGCCGGCUCGUUUUUGUUCGGCACCGGCGUUAAGCCAGCAGCGCCCAUGGCAGCGGAUUUGGUGGGAUUGGGUGGUUGGCGUGCGUCUGCAUGAGUGGGGGAUUGGGAGGAUAAGGAAGAAAGAUAAUGUGGGUGGGACCCACGGGAGCGCAGCGCUGGCUCGUUUUUGUUCAGACACGAAAAGGACACGCGUUGAGCAGAGAAAACGGCCGACGCGAGCGUGAGAUCCGUCGGGGGAUAAAAAUCGUUUCCCUAAAUUCUGGCCCAUCGGGAGAUGUGUCCUCAGGAUUCAGGAACAUGGUCCGAAACAAAUUAUCUUGGGCCACUGCAGGAGAAUGGGUAGAUAAUUUGCUUUUGGCGAGCCCCAGACAGGAGUUAGGCGAAACUCCCGUUCCGUCAGGAUUUCUUAUUAAACCUUGAAGACGCUGAUAUCCUUAUUAAAUCUUGGUCUCUGAUUCAAACAUGGUCCACUUUUCGCCCAUGUCUCACUGCGGGCAGUACAAGACAAUUGCUGUGCUGGCCCAUUAGACAUGGCAAGAAGACCACUUCUCGUUAUAGUUAUAUAGUUCCUCAAAAAAAAAAGUUAAUAGUUAUAGUUCAUCCCCCACAAUUUAACCAAAAUUAGCCCACGUGUCAAUAGUUAUUCCUCUUUUCGCAUCGAAGUUGUGAAAUCUUUUCCUGGUCGUAAACACGGGACAAAUCAAUCCCAUCAUGAUCUCUUAUCAUCCCGCCCAUGGUUAAGGCUUCUACUACUUCCAUGCUCAAAUCCGCCAUGUCUACAAUUUGAUUACUACUUCCUUCGAUUCAUAAAAAGCGUCGCACAUUUUGUAUUGAGUUAGUAAACAAAUUGGCGACACUUUUUAUGACCGGCGGAAGUACAUAUUUUUACAAAUUCAAAUAUUAAUUCGUUGACCAA